UGAAUUUAUAGAUUUUUCUGCAAACCCUACGCUUGACGAAGCUUCUUCAGAACAGUCAGGUGUUUCCCUGCCACUUCCGGGUCAAGUGGACUUGGAACAGUACGACUCAUCAUGCGCGUUUGACGAAGGACCCUUUCGUCGACAGAACUAUUCCCUUCUGGAGUCGGAACCCAGCUAUGACCAUCUAUCAGCGUUUAACAAUCACCCGGAUGCUAGCACCGUCAGCUCAUUUGGAUGUGGAUAGUCUUCUCCUUCUUUAGAUACUCAUGUCUCCCAGAGUUCCACUCCUCUCGUCCCGCUGCCCCAAGCCAAUAUUCCCUUUACUUCGCCAGCAGCCUGGCCGAUGACCUGGCAGGAUCCGCAGCUGAACGGGGAACGCACCCAACCUUCACCUCUAGCAACACACACCCAGGAAGCACACGCUCGGAAGGCUUGAUCGAUCCGAUUAGGAAUGCAGAGAAUAAAUUGGAGUGCCCGCAUUGCAACAAGACGUACCUCCUCUUGAGGCAUUUAAAGCGCCAUUUGCUUAGACAUAUGGGAGAGCGUCCUUACCAAUGCCAUCUUUGCAAGGAUACGUUUCCGCGCAGUGAUGUUCUGAGGCGCCACUUCCAGAAAUGCACAAUUCGUCGCGGUAACCCAGCCGGCCAGAAUUAUCUUGCGAACUCGCAGUCUCACCUUAGCGAGAUUCCAUUACCAGGGGCCAGAUUGGAGGCACAAAAUCCUCCGAGUAAGUCGUCGAAUACCCUUUCGCCUCCUUUUUGCUCUGCAUCCUUCUCAGAUUCUAUGACCAAUCCCGAUAAUGCGCUCCCCUGGGUGCCCGAUGCUAUGACGGCUCGAUCGACUACUAGUCGACCCUCUAGUCGUGCUAGUUCCGCAGGCAGCACACAGAGCCAACGUGGGAGGAGCCGUAUAUCUACAUUCUUCCGCAGGUCAUCAAGUGCACACAGCAAAGCCAGCUCUGGCUACGAAGAAAUCGUUUUGGACGCCAAUCCUACUCGCUCUUCUAGCCAAACUUCGGCCUUAUCCGGGCGUCGUGGUCCGACGGGCAAUUUGGCAAAAGCAACGAUGAACGCAAUCAAGAAAGUGGGCGCAUUUUGGCGGUGUAAGAUCUUGAGGAAGACUGUAAGUGCAACAAUAACUCGUCAGAAAUCCGUGUACACUUUUCUACCGCUGCUUGAAGCUCCUCGAUGCCGUUUCUGGUUUUCAAACUUUGUUGAUUGGAGCAAUCAGUAAGCUUGCCGAACCACCUCAGGUAGUGGCUGAUGGAAGUACACAGUGAGCUGUUCUGUUCGUCACUCUAGUUUCUAUAAGCAUGUUGGAGCACUACGAGCAGUGCCAGAACAGUGUACAUGGAUCAAUAAAGAGGCACUGUACC
This is a messenger RNA of Mytilinidion resinicola, 1375 nucleotides long. RefSeq lists its product as uncharacterized. The coding region runs from base 235 to 1233 and encodes 332 amino acids. Gene Ontology annotation, cellular component: chromatin. The record is from RefSeq and is a predicted model, not a curated record. The transcript is spliced from 2 exons. Lineage: Eukaryota; Fungi; Ascomycota; Dothideomycetes; Mytilinidiales; Mytilinidiaceae. Gene Ontology annotation, biological process: regulation of transcription by RNA polymerase II. Gene Ontology annotation, molecular function: RNA polymerase II cis-regulatory region sequence-specific DNA binding; DNA-binding transcription factor activity, RNA polymerase II-specific.